This is a messenger RNA of Polyodon spathula (Mississippi paddlefish), 4510 nucleotides long. Its product is annotated as calsyntenin-3-like. The transcript has 20 exons. Gene Ontology annotation, biological process: positive regulation of synaptic transmission; positive regulation of synapse assembly; homophilic cell-cell adhesion. The coding region runs from base 275 to 3163 and encodes 962 amino acids. Gene Ontology annotation, molecular function: calcium ion binding; amyloid-beta binding; kinesin binding. Lineage: Eukaryota; Metazoa; Chordata; Actinopteri; Acipenseriformes; Polyodontidae. The record is from RefSeq and is a predicted model, not a curated record. Gene Ontology annotation, cellular component: postsynaptic membrane; cell surface.
AGAGAGAGAGAGAGAGAGAACUAACUCAAGGCAAACUGGUUUUGCGUUUAAGGGGGAGGGUGAGAGAAAAAUACAUUUCUGAGCUUAAAUCAAGCGAAAGGAAUCGGGUUAAUACAGAAACCGGAAUAUAUCAAUAUUUACCGCAGCAAAAAUAGAUAACGGGUGAGACAUUAGACCGCAGAUAUGACAGUAGGUUCUUGACCAAAUAAAAUCAACGUUGGAAGACUUAAGGAAUCUUGUGACACAGAAGAGCUCUCUCCGGAACAGUAUCUGAAUGCAGGCGGUGGAGGUAGGCAGGAUGAAGCGACAGACAGCGGGACUCCUGCUGCUGUUAUUGAUUAGCAGCGCGCUCGCCAGUAAAGCCAAUAAGCACAAGCCAUGGAUUGAGACGGAGUACCAGGGGAUUGUGAUGGAGAAUGACAACACUGUGCUGCUGAACCCACCUCUGUUUGCCCUGGACAAGGACGCACCCCUGCACUACGCAGGUGAGGUGUGUGGAUUCCGGGUGCACAGUGGGGGGAGCAGCGUCCCCUUCGAGGCUGUGGUGCUGGACAAGUCGACAGGGGAGGGUCUGAUCCGCGCAAAGGAGCCGCUGGACUGCGAGGCCCAGAGGGAGCACAGCUUCACCAUCCAGGCAUACGACUGUGGAGAGGGGCCAGAGGGGACCAACAGCAAGAAAUCACACAAGGCCACAGUGCACGUGCGAGUGAAUGACGUAAACGAGUUUGCCCCGGUGUUUCUGGAGCGCCUGUACCAGGUGUCGGUGAGCGAGGGCCGGCUUUACGACAGGAUCCUCAGAGUGGAGGCCAUCGAUGCAGACUGCUCUCCGCAGUUCAGCCAGAUCUGCUUCUACGAGAUCCUCACUCCCAACAUGCCCUUCACCAUCGACAACGACGGUAACAUUAAGAACUCUGAGGUUCUUGAUUUCCGCAGGCAGCGGUUGUAUCGCUUCUCCGUCACGGCGUACGACUGCGGCAAAAAGCGUGCGGUGCAAGACAGCGAGGUGCAGAUCGAGGUGAAACCGACCUGCAAACCAGCCUGGACAGGCUGGUCGAAGCGGAUCGAGUAUACCCCUGGCUCUGGCAGUGUCUCCCUGCUUCCCAGCAUGCACCUGGAGACCUGCGAUGAACCGGUUUGGAACAUCCAGGCCACUAUAGAGCUGCAGACCAACCACAUCGGCAAGGGCUGCGACCGGGACAGCUACUCUGACCGCUCUGUGAGACGGCUCUGCGGUGCAGUGCGCGGGGAGGUGGACCUGCUCCCGCCCCCUUCCCUCUCUACCAAUUGGACUGCAGGGCUAACCACGGUGCCCUCCCCAGAUUCGUCGCUGGUGUUUGUGUUCAAUGGCUCGGUGCGGCAGGCGUGCGAAGUGCCCCAGUCCGCGUUGCGUGAGCUUGGCGUGUCAGCUGGAGACCACUUCACUCUGCAGCUAUGGAUGAAACAUGCCAGCGGCAACCAGCCGGCACAGCAGCAACACGGCCGGGCCAGAAAAGAGGAGGAGAGCAUCAUCUGUAACACCGUCAGGAAUGAUGACUCGUUCUCUCACUACUCUCUCUCGGUGCACAGCUGUCGUCUGUCCCUCUUGUACUGGCCGCAGCUUACCAGCGCUAGACCUGUCAAGUUCCUCUGGAAGCUGGAACAGGUGUGUGAUGAUGACUGGCACCACUACGCUGUGAAUCUGGAGUUCCCCACAGUCACGCUCUACGUGGACGGAGUGACCUAUGACCCCGCUCUCAUCCAUGACAAUGGCCCCCUGCGUCCCCCUGCCCCCCGCCCCCGCCUAGUCAUCGGAGCCAGCUGGACAGAAGAAGCUCAGAAGGGAAGCACUAACGGUAGUGAGUCUGAGCAAGACCUCGCCCCCCCUCAGUUCCAGUCUCAUUUUCGGGGUCUGCUGGCGGGGUUCACUGUGCGGCCGGGUCGUGUGGAGCCCCACAGUGUCAUAGAGUGUCUGUAUGCCUGCCGAGAGGGGCUGGACUUCGGGGACCUCGAGUCGCUGGGGUCGGGCAUGAAGGUCCAUGUUAAUCCUACACAGUCCAUGCUAAUUCUUGAGGGCGAUGACAUUGAGAAUUUCAAUCGGGCGAUUCAGCAGAUCACAUAUCGGAACUCUCUGAGAUUCGCAACCCCUGGGGUCCGUCCACUGAGGAUAUCCACAUCACUCAGGUGUUUCAGUGAGGAGGGCUGUGUCUCAAUUCGUGAUGUUGAGGGGUACCUGGUGGUCCUGCAGCCGGACGCACCUCAGAUUUUUCUCUCUGGGAUGGCUCACUUCGCAUUGCCCGCCUCUGAAUUCGAGACCCCCCAGGGGGUGCCCCUCUUCUCUGAGUUGAGGAUCACCUGCUCCCUGUCCCACUCCAUCAACACAGCUAGCCAGGGUAUGGAGGGCGGAGCUCUCAUGUCAGAUGCAGUGGCGCACACGCUCGAUGGCUGUGAGGUGUCUCCGGUGGGGGAGGAGCUAGACCUACAGAGGGAGGAGCUUAUUCUCGACCCUGAGUCCGUGAAGGAGAAAGGACUGGAACUGAUCAAUAACACGGCUUACAUCGCAAUAUCAGGUGCCGAGUCGAUCUCAGUAUACGAGGAUCUUUUGCGUUCGCUGCGUUAUCGGAUCUCUUUCGGUGCCGCUCUGUAUGAGAGGAAGUUCCGGCUGUCCUGCACGGAAAUGAACGGACGCUACGCCAGCAACGAGUUCUCAGUGGAGGUGAAUUUCCUGCACAGUGUUGACGCUGGUCAGUCGCACCCCAAUCACCUGCUGUCCUCUCAGCAGUUUAUGCCCCCCUUGAGACACAACCUGCCCCCUGAACUCACGGGACACAACCUGGCCAACGCACAACGUAACUCAGUUGUUCCUGGUGCUGCAACCGUCAUCAUCGUUGUGUGUGUAGGCUUCUUGGCUCUCAUGGUUGUUUUGGGAAUAUUCCGGAUUCGCUCUAUUCACCGCCAAGAAACAAAGGAAGGAAGCAGUGGAGGGAAGGAGGGUGAGAUAGACUGGGACGACUCGGCUCUCACCAUCAUUGUCAACCCAAUGGAGUCCUACGAGUUACAGCACGGAGUCGCCGCUGAGGGCAAGGAAGAGAAGGAGGAGAAGGGAGAAGAGGGGGAGGAGUCUCUGGAAUCACUGCCCGGCGACGCCCCCGACAACCAACGAAUCAUCAUCAAGCUUGACGGCUGAGACCACAACCCCCGGCACUACUGAGAGGGGCAGCAAGGAGCAGAGGAGGCUGGGAAACUGGGCUGGGCGGCCAUUCUACCUUUCACUGCUUCAUAGGCUGGAACAGACGCCUUCUCUACUGUAAAUCUCAACCCAAAUUACCACUUCAUCUAUAGAGAAGUCCAGUGAUGGCCAUUUUGGCUCUCACUCCUCCGCAAUAUAGGAGUCUGUCUCUAUGCCAGAGCCAGAAUGGUGUCAGUUUCAUAGCCUCAUCUGCUUCUUAUGCGGACACACCAAACACAUCGUGCUAUCUCAUUAGCUUUGUUUGUUUGUUUAGUCAAAGUUUGUAACAUUUCAAGGGAUUUAUGAUUAUUAUCGGGGCCAAUCUCAUGCUGUUUUAUGAUUAUUAUGAUGGUUAUCAUUCUCACUGCAUUUCUGUAUACAUUGACUGAUUCCUCCAUUGUUAUUAUUAUUAUUAUUAUUAUUAUUAUUAUUAUUAUAUCCAUAGUCAUAAGGUUAACACUACUCAGUGCUAUUGACAGUGGAAGCCUGCAGGUUCUAAGCAUGGCGAGACACACACUGCAGACAGAACACAGUCGAACUGCACAGCUUUAAGGAAUGUUUAACUGUUUGAUAUGUCAGCUUUGUGAUUGUAUAACGUUUGUAAAUAAUAAUGGUGCACUGAAAUGUGUCGGUUUUGCGUGUUCGUUGGGGUCACUUUCACCUUGAAACUCCAUUCAAAUACUGCAGUCCAAUCACUCAAUACAGACUCCCCUGCGCUGUACACGCCUCACCACUCCCCUGUGCUGUACCCGCCUCACCACUCCCCUGUGUGUGUCUUGUAUCCUCUCCUGCUGUUUGUGCUCAGAUCACUACACUAUGUCCUCUUUAACCUGGAUAGGAAGCAGUUUUAUUUUUGUAGAAAUGUUCCAUUCACUGACUCACAGCCACCACAGUUGCAGAGGGGGCAGAAAUUCUAACUCCACCCCAAACGUCCCCCCACCAGUGAUCAUUUUGAAAACUGCGCCCUUCAGAAAUGAAUUCAGCUUUUGGAGUCUUUUCAGAAGCAGACCCCAGUGGUUGGAAAGAUCAUCAGUUUAGAGAAACUGACUGGCUUCAGGAUAAUCCACUUUCCACUUCCUUUAAAAUGAUUGUGUGUGAUCAUUGUUCCCUCUCUACCCCAGUCCCUUCUUUCUUUCUUUCUCCUCUCCCCUUCUGUCUCAUCUUGUCUUGUGAUCUUUUUGAAGACUCUGUAUUUGACCCGUGUCUGUUGCUACAAAUUUCAAAUGAAAAAUAAUUUUAAAAAAAGAAUCAUUAUAAUGAAUAUGAAUUCUCAAUAAAGAUAUUAUUGAACUGAUGUCAAAACUA